This is a messenger RNA of Bubalus bubalis (water buffalo), 6954 nucleotides long. It is a transcript of the gene SMAD5, whose product is annotated as SMAD family member 5. The transcript has 7 exons. Lineage: Eukaryota; Metazoa; Chordata; Mammalia; Artiodactyla; Bovidae. Gene Ontology annotation, biological process: cell differentiation; SMAD protein signal transduction; transforming growth factor beta receptor signaling pathway. Gene Ontology annotation, molecular function: RNA polymerase II cis-regulatory region sequence-specific DNA binding; DNA-binding transcription factor activity, RNA polymerase II-specific; I-SMAD binding. Bases 365 to 1762 code for a protein of 465 amino acids. Gene Ontology annotation, cellular component: heteromeric SMAD protein complex. The record is from RefSeq and is a predicted model, not a curated record.
GGUCUGUCCCGCAGCGGUCACUCGGCCACUUGCGCGCAUGCGCCGACCCCGCGGCGUCCUCCCCGGCUCCUUCCCUCCUUCAUCCGGGUCCUGGACGAGCGGGCGCCGUGCGCGUGUCCCGCUGCCGAGCUGCUAAUAAAGUUGCGCUGAGGAGAAGCGCAGCGACGGCGCCGGGAGAGCGCGCGCCGCCGGCCCGGCUUGAACCAAUGAAAGAAGCUUCUGGCACUUACGAAGAUAAAUGUCACUCCUUCCUUUUAAAUAGCAACUUUUGCUUAGGGCCUGUAUAUGACUUUCCACCUGUGAUCUGUAUGUUCAGUAGACACUGACUUUGAGUUGCAGAAAGGUUUCUGAAGAUUUAAAUCAAAUGACGUCAAUGGCCAGCUUGUUUUCUUUUACUAGUCCAGCAGUAAAACGAUUGUUGGGCUGGAAGCAAGGUGAUGAAGAGGAGAAAUGGGCAGAAAAGGCAGUCGAUGCUUUGGUGAAAAAACUAAAAAAGAAAAAAGGUGCCAUGGAGGAACUGGAGAAAGCCUUGAGCAGUCCAGGCCAGCCCAGCAAAUGUGUCACUAUCCCCAGAUCUUUAGAUGGACGCCUGCAGGUUUCUCACAGGAAAGGCUUACCCCACGUUAUAUACUGUCGUGUUUGGCGCUGGCCUGAUCUGCAGAGUCAUCAUGAGCUAAAGCCAUUGGAUAUUUGUGAAUUUCCUUUUGGAUCUAAGCAAAAAGAAGUUUGUAUCAACCCAUACCACUAUAAGAGAGUGGAGAGUCCAGUCUUACCUCCAGUAUUAGUGCCUCGUCAUAAUGAAUUCAAUCCACAACACAGCCUUCUGGUUCAGUUUAGAAACUUAAGCCACAAUGAACCGCACAUGCCACAAAAUGCAACGUUUCCUGAUUCUUUCCAUCAGCCCAACAACACUCCUUUUCCCUUAUCUCCAAAUAGUCCCUACCCUCCUUCCCCUGCUAGCAGCACAUAUCCCAACUCCCCAGCAAGUUCUGGACCAGGAAGUCCAUUUCAGCUCCCAGCUGAUACUCCUCCUCCUGCCUAUAUGCCACCAGAUGAUCAGAUGGGUCAAGAUAAUUCCCAACCCAUGGAUACAAGCAAUAAUAUGAUUCCUCAGAUUAUGCCCAGUAUAUCCAGCAGAGAUGUUCAGCCUGUCGCCUAUGAAGAGCCCAAACAUUGGUGUUCAAUUGUCUAUUAUGAAUUAAACAAUCGUGUUGGGGAAGCUUUUCAUGCAUCUUCUACUAGUGUGUUAGUAGAUGGAUUCACAGACCCUUCAAAUAACAAAAGUAGAUUCUGCUUGGGAUUGUUGUCAAAUGUUAAUCGUAAUUCAACAAUUGAAAACACUAGGCGACAUAUUGGAAAAGGUGUUCAUCUGUACUAUGUUGGUGGAGAGGUAUAUGCAGAGUGCCUCAGUGACAGCAGCAUAUUUGUUCAGAGUAGGAACUGCAACUUUCAUCAUGGCUUUCAUCCUACCACUGUCUGUAAGAUUCCCAGCAGCUGCAGCCUCAAAAUUUUUAACAAUCAGGAAUUUGCUCAGCUUCUGGCUCAGUCUGUCAACCAUGGAUUUGAGGCAGUAUAUGAGCUCACCAAAAUGUGUACCAUUCGAAUGAGUUUUGUCAAGGGCUGGGGAGCAGAGUAUCACCGGCAAGAUGUUACCAGCACCCCAUGUUGGAUUGAGAUUCAUCUUCAUGGGCCUCUUCAGUGGCUAGAUAAAGUCCUCACUCAGAUGGGCUCCCCGCUAAACCCCAUUUCUUCUGUUUCAUAGUGCAGAAGUAUUCUUUCUCACUUAUAUUAUUAGUGGACUUGUUUUAAUUUUAGGGAAACUUCCAGUACAGAUACUGUGAGCUUACAUGGAAAACAGAUUUUACAGCUUAUUUUUUUUUCUACAUAAUUGUGACCAAUACAUUUGUUUUUGUGAUGAAUCAACAUUUGUUUGUAUUCAUGUUCAUGUGAUUAACUCUCAAAAGUGUUGUGAAAGAUGCAGAGUAAGUCUUGUGCCCUGGUUCAAAAGUUUGGCAUUGAUCUUAAACUGGAACAUACUUUUGCCUUAUUGUCCCAACAGUUUUUUUAUUUGUGAAAUUUUUUUUGGAAAAGUAAUGCAUCACAUGGUAAAGAAUUUUAACAGUAUAAGAGGGUGUUCAUUGAAAGUCUUCCGUUCUAGUCUUGAUUCUGCAGAACUGUGCUUUUACCAGUUUCUUAGUCCCACCAACUUUAAAAAAGUAUAUAUCAUUGUUUUAUAAAAGCAUAUGGUAGGGACUUAAAAGAAACUAUAAAAAAAUCUUUUAUUUGAUGGAACACUAUGCACUGCUCUAACAAGUAGUGUUCAAUAAAAGCCAAGUGAUAAUUUUCUAAAUGACAUCAUAAAAUUUACAUUUAAUACAGCUGAAUGUCAUCAGUGUAUUAUGACUCCACUCAGUAUAUCUUUUGUAAAACUUCUCCUUUUAUAAAAAAAAAAGUUACUGCGAACAGCAGAUCUCCAUUAUAUGUCAUUUACUCACAUCUGUCACGAGUAUUACUUAAUGGCUAGUGACAGUGCGUGCAUGGCCGUGCUCAGCUGUGUUUGCUGCUUUUGGCCAAUAUUGCAAGAACUCUAAUUUUGACAUGCAUUAAUCUUUUAUUUUGCACUUUGAUGGGUGACAGUUUUUAGUGUAACCUUCGUGAAACACACUCUAGUGACUUGGACUUAAGUGCUCAUCCUUGCUUCCUUGGUACCCCUUUUGUAUUAAACACUGCAAUUUAUAGAUUACAGUUAUAGAAAGUUAUGCUUUUUCUAGCUUUUGUUGUAUUUUCAACCUAGAUUAUUAGACUGUUAUCCUAUAGCUCCAAUUUAAGGUUUCUUUUUAAUUCCUUGCAGUUUUAUGGAUGAUAUUAAUGUUGGAAAAUCUACUUAAUCCCAUUGCUGUUAACUUACAUCAGUCUCCCAUGCAGGGACCUGUGUCUUAUAGCCAUAGGAGCCUCUUCAGCCUGGCCCCAAUGAUGAGGCCACCUAUCUGAUGUAUGAGUCAGUCAGCAGUGGUUGUUGAGCUAGCUGGUUUGAAAACAUUCACAUAUCAAAGAAUACAGACUGUUCUCUCAGUUACCAUGCAUGCUCUUCCAUUUUUUUAAGCACCUAUGUGGAUGCUAGUCUCAACAAUCCUUAGGAAAGACACAAAAACUCUAAAAUAUUUUUUUAAUCAGUCAUAUGUAAGGGCUUUGAGUGAAGGACGCAUAACCUCUUUUCCUAAGAAACAGUACAGUGGACACUUAGUUAUGGCAUGAAGAACAAAGAUGUUACUUUGGGGGGGAAAAAUCACCUAAUUUACCUAUUAGAAGAAGCUUAUUUUUCAGUGUCUUUUGAAAAUACGUGGAGCCAUGUCAAUCUUCUUUUUAAAAUGUUAGUUUUGUUAGACUUUCUUCUUUGCCCUUUCUGCUUUUAUGCGGGGAAAAAAUGCAUUUUUGAGGAAAGGAGAAUGCAGUUUUUUGUUUUCCGUAACAUUUACUGCUUUUAUAAAGUGCAGCCAAUGGAUGGCUUUAGUUUUCUCAGAUGCAGUGCCAUUCAUGUUUCAGCUCUCAGUCCUUGGGUAAGUGAAAAUCUCUGACAGUAACCUGAGCCUUAAACAUCAGUUUUAUACGACAUGCAUUCUCAGUCUUCCAGAAUUGUGUCAGCCACACAAAAGAGGAUUAUUUGCUUAGUGAUAGAACUUAGUUAUUUACAUCGUUGUACACUUAGCCAGGUUCAUGGCACAAUCUUUGAAACACAUUUGUAGAAAAAUCACCUAGGGUGACUGGCAUAUGCAUGUAAUCAAUAAUCAACAUCAGUGGGCCUGAACUGAUGGAAACUAUUGUUUUUAUUGAUGCUUUCAACUGAGUUAAUUAAAAAUUGUUUUUAUUCAUGUAGCAACCUUUAGAGUUAGCAAGAUUUUAUGUGAUUGGCUUUUUCUGCGUUUUCUGUAAGGAGUUGUGUUUCAUGAAUGACAGUACUGAAGCUAUUAACUGGUAAGAGUUUCAUGGAAAAGUAUAAGCCUAUUGUAUUUCCUAAAAGCUGUUAACUCCACACCCCUGGGUUUUACAUGAAAACUUCAUUCAAUCCAGCAGAUCCUGUAAUUCUUGACGAUGCUCAGUACAGGACUGGAUGGGAAAUAAAAAUUAGCCAGUAAGAUUAAAAAAACUAAAAUUUUACCAAUGAGAAAAGUACCUCUGAAAGAAACCAUUUCAUAAAAUUACAGUUUUAAGUUUUUAUUUAAUCUCCAGAAUGGUGUAUAGUCAAAUUUAUGAAAGCAUCAUCACACCCAAAAUGAUCUUGUUUUAUAGCAUUACAGCAUAUAAAUAUAUGCCAACUGAAAAGACAGAGCCUGGGAAUAAUAAAACUACAACCACUUUGGUAAAUGAGAAAAAGAGGAAUAGAAUCAAAAUUAAUCUAAGUUAUGUAUUAAAGUAGGAUUUCUCUGGUGGCUCAGACAGUAAAGCGUCUAUCUACAAUGCGGGAGACCCGGGUUCGAUCCCUGGGUCGGGGAGAUCCCCUGGAGAAGGAAAUGGCACCCCACUCCAGCACUAUUGCCUGGAAAAUCCCAUGGACACAGGAGCCUGGUAGGCUACAGUCCAUGGGGUCGCAAAGAGUCAGACACGACUGAGCGAAGGCAAUCAGUCAAUCAAUGUAUUAAAGCAACAAAAAUAUACUGACUGGAAAAAAAAACAACAGCAAAAUUUAAGAGGUGCAUCUGACUACUGUAUCUCUACGUAAUUACCGGGCUUAAGUUACGGAAUAUAAACUAGUAGGCAUGUUAUUGAUCUACUGAAGUGAACUUUUUUCCUUUAGAGAAAAUUUAAAGAAAACAUCGAUCUAAAUGUCAAAUAUAUACAACAGAGUAUAAAUCAUUUUUUCCAUUCUCUUGUUAUAUAAGUAAACUAUGAGAAUAGAAUUGGCUGGGUUUCUGAGGUGAAAUCCACAAUAAGAUUACUAGGUAGUUCAGUAAGUUAUACCUAACAGUAUGAAAAGAGGGUAUAGCUAUUUUAUACUUUUCAUAACAUUUGAGAGUAAGACAUUCUUUUAGGAUGGAAAAUGAUCAGUAAGUAUUUAGAUCUGAAGUCUGUUGUCAAGAUAAGGACUGGGGCUCACAUUAUAUAACCUUCAGUAUUUAUCUUAGAGUACCUGGAAGAAACAGUUCCCCUGUCAUAGUGUUCUUUUAAAGGAGAAAGUUUAUGCAAAAAUGAAAUCAUGCCAGUAACAGAGAAACUGUAAAUUCAAGUUUGAUAGUACCUGCUUAAGUGUUGUACUUCCAUUGCAGAGAGCAUCUAAUAUCCCAGUUUAGAUCUGUUUCUUUAUACUUUUUCUAGUUGCUUGCUUAAUGUUAUGUUAAGUCAUUAUAACUCUCCCACUUAAAAUAUAUUAAUAUCUUUUAUAUUUUCUGAAGAACGAGACAUCUUUUAUAAUUAUUAAAUUUAUCUUCUAAUGAUGAUUAAAAUUUUGGACCUACUAACUUUGAAGAGGCUCAGAGCUUUUCCUUAUCUUAUUAUAAUAGAUUCUUACUUAAGUCUCUCUGGUAGGAAUUAUGAAUGUGUCCUCAUUAUACCCAUCAACUAGAUAAGCAAGAAUCUUUUAACAUAGUAGAUAGCCUGGUGGUUUUAGAAGUCUUUGGUGAUUUUUAUUGGUGGGAGUUUUCCUAAGUAUUGGUUUAUGGACAUCUCCUCAGAUUCUAGCACAGCAUUUCUUGGGUGGUAAUCACGGGUUUGAUGCCUAGCUCCCUGAGAGAAUAGCAUUUUCCUCACUAACACAGGUGGGACUCUGAGGAGGUUUUCUUCUCAUAGAACAUGCAUGUGUGGAGAGAACCUGAGGCAUUUCUUCUGUGUAAACGGUUGUACCUGCUAAACAGAAAGGUGGACCGUUCUUUGCAAUUCACUGGAUUACAGUUUAGCAUGUCCUAAUUACAAGAGGUAAGAGUAUUUGUCAAGCCUUUGUUAUAUUGGCUUUUUCAUAAUAGAAACUUCUCUUUUAAAAUGAAUUAUUAUAAUUGAAGUGUUAUUUUAAAAUUGGAUGAUUUACAGAAACAAAUGAGAAUUUUUUCAAUUUUUCAAAUUAAAAAAAAUAAAUUUCAAGAAUUUAUCAAUCUUUUUUUUUAAAUAAGAGCUUAUACUUUAAUAUUUGCUGGUAGCAAUUGCUGUAAAACAAGUGAUGAGUUGUUUUGUUGAAAAGAUCCAGUCUCAGAAUAGGAUUCUUCUGUUAUUUAUGACAGAGUGAGAAAGGUUUGUUUAGUUCUCAUCCAAAUAAUUCAGUUCUUAAAAUUCUUAAAAUUUGAAAUUGUUGUAAACCAUGGUCCUUUAAGGAUUUAUUUGAGGAUACUGUUUUUUAAAAGUUUGAAUUUUUGUGUAGAGGUAGAUUUUUUUUUUACCCUAUCGAUAGAUAGUGCCUUCUUACUACUAGCUGGUGUUGGCUAUAACAGAACUCCAGUGAGGCCAAGCAAUCCCAAAUAAAGGAGAAAUCUUUUAUUAGAGUCAGAAAUCUUUUAUAAUAGUCUAAUACCAUUGGAGAUGAUGUUGCUUUGAUUUAUUCAUAAAGUAUUUUAACUGUAGGGACUCUUGAAGAUAAUAGUUGGGCAAGUGCUUUUCUUUUCAACAUGGUUGGUUAAAGUUGCAUUUUGAAAAUCACUUACAUUAAAAUUGAGUAGAAUUGUAAUCAUGAAAACUGGGUAUAUAUGUGUAAUCCUACCAGUGUUCUCUUAAAAAGAUGCUUCAUAUGAGGAUGAUAAAGACCAAACCAAUGGCUGCACUAUAGGUCUGCUUCUUACUUGUACUUGUUCUCCUUCUGUUUAUGUUGUAGAAAAUGAAAUUCUAGCAACAUGCUUCAAUUCUGUUAUCAUUUUGAUACUUAUAAAUAUGUAUUAGGUUUUACUAUAUUGUGCUUUUCAAAGCCAUAACUCUUUUAAGAACUUUGUUUUUGCAUAUUGUUUGCUAAUACUUUAUUUUAAUAAAUCUCAAAAUCUG